AUGUCUGACCACACAGUCCGUCUCAAGAGCACCCCAGUCAAACCGACGAAACCACCUCCCAUCAAUAGGAAGGAAAUGUCUGCGUUUCACCUCCCACCCAAUUCUCUCAUUCCCAACACCGACUUCUGUCGAACUUGGCUCAACGUGCACGACGUGAUUAAGGAACUCGUCCUCGAUAAGAAGCUACAAAAACUUGCCAAGGCCGUCCGUAAAAGCAAAGUCACUUGCUACGAGAACGUAGAAAUCCUGCUCAACUACGCGAGUGCUUUGAUUCGCAAUAGGCUUUGCGACACCUCGGAAAUCAUCGUGUUUGUGGACAACCAUUCAUUCCUCCCGACAAACCACCCAAACAAAAUCAAGGGUGGUGCUGCAGACGUUCUUGGCGUACUAGAGAGCGUCCUCAAGAAACUUCAGGAGGACGAGCGCAAUCGAAUCCCCUGGCAUCUCAUCUUGACGGCGGUCGAGGAGAAGACAGCUGUCGACGCGAAGGUUGGUCCGGCACAGUGCGGCGCCUAUCUUGGAUACGCCAAUCAGGCACGCCCCGACAUGGUGGGCAUGUACGGCCUCUCCGUGUCGCCUCGGGGCUUCCAGAUCCAGUACAGCUGCCCCGCCGGGCUCGCUACGUCCGAAGAGUUCAAGUGGACUGCGCACCUCGGCGGCAUUUUGGCGUAUGUCUGCACGCUGUAUCUUCCCCGCACCGACUUCGCGCCGAGAGAUACUACUGUCUCACUCGCUGCUGGACGUGACAUCCUUGGGCCUCCCCUCUGGGACAUCGACGUCGGCGACAAGGUUUAUCGCAAUUGCAAGGUCCAAUUUGUUGGGCAACCAUGGACAAGGAUGACAUGGGUGGCUGAAGCUGAAACCGACGACGAGGAAGGCCCUACUGUGAUCAAAGACUCGUAUUGCGACGUGCGGACGCGCUUCAAGGAAGGGGAUAUGUACAAGAUUCUUCACGCGGAAGGCGCUGCACCUGGAUUCGCCGCUAUCGAUCGCGAGUACGAAGUCAAGUACAAGGGUACCCCCAUCGCAACCUCCGUGAAGCAACUCACGAGGAUCAAGACGAGGAAUAUCGUCGAUUUCUUCAAGGGAAUGUACGACAUCCUGGAAGCCCAUCGUUGGAUGGUUGCCGAACGCAAGCUGCUUCAUCGUGACAUCAGUCAUGGCAACAUCGUCAUCGAAGCAAAGGAUGCUAAAGAAAUAAGGAAAUUCAAGGGUACGAAGCCACCGGUAUUCAUCAAUGAAGUUCUCCACGGUCGGAGGGGGAGGGAGGGGGAGACAGAAGACAGUGACGAGCCACUGCGAUAUCGUACUGGUACUCCGAAGUUCAUUGCUCGAUCUGUUGCCGCGGGAAAAAUUCUCGAUGAUUUCAGCGCCAGGCCCAUGCCUAAGCUACAACAAGAAAUCGCAGCGACUUACAAGGAAGUUCACCGCAACGACUCUUCCAAGCUACGGGAAUUAUCUGACGCCAACGGAACUACGCACGGCAGCCGCAUUUCAUUCGAUCGAGUAACACUUUACUCAGAAGAUUGUAGCCUUCAAGUUGCUGAUUUUGAACAUCAACCAUUCCAUGAUGCGGAGUCUGUAUAUUGGUGCAUCGCUGCCUUUGUCUUACUUGCAAAACCGCUGAAGAACGACGCCGAUGAGGGACAAAACGAAUUGACCAAGAUAUGGGCUUUUAUGGCGGAACACGAGGUCGGGUCCGUCGGGAACGCCGCCGACACGAGGUCCGCUCUGAUCUCUGGCAACAGCUGGGCUAAGUGGCUGCACAAAGAUCUUUCCUUUAUCAGCAAGUUGAUGACCGACCUUACCCAUCAAAUCCGACCUGAAUGGGCGCUGCUGGACCCCGCGCCUGAGCCGCUCCAUCUUCACGAAGCCUUGCAACGGUUAAUUCUACAAAACGUUCAUGAUUGGGAGAAGAAGCGAAUAAACGUCGAGCUUGACACAAUUUCUUCCCGAACUUUUACUCCUGUUGAACGAAAACCGAUGGCACCAGUGUCUGAACACCCUCUCAUCGGUCAAGUUAUCACCUCGAGCACACUUGGAAAGCGAGGCUCCAACUCGGUCGCUGGACGCGCGCAAUCAGGUUCAAAGCGAUUGCGCAAGACAGGGGACGAUGAACCUCUAGGCGCGGAGUUGGCUGAGCUGCAACAGGCCUGGAUCGACUCGCAGUCUGCGCCUGUAGCCACUGAGCCUUUGGGAUACGCGUCUGAGGACGAAGACGAAGACGACGAAGAAGAAGACGACGAUGACGACGAAUACGAAUACGAAGACGAAGAUACCUCAGAGUAA
Pleurotus ostreatus (oyster mushroom) is the source of this 2289-nucleotide messenger RNA. RefSeq lists its product as uncharacterized. The record is from RefSeq and is a predicted model, not a curated record. The coding region runs from base 1 to 2289 and encodes 762 amino acids. The transcript is spliced from 7 exons. NCBI's taxonomy places the organism in Eukaryota, Fungi, Basidiomycota, Agaricomycetes, Agaricales, Pleurotaceae.